GCUGAGCAGUCAAGUUGGUGUAUCAAUCCCUUUGUGUCUGGUUGUGGCUUUCUAACAGUCCCUGUCUCUGCGUGUUGGAGUCCUGCUCUUUGUCUUGUGAGAAAGACUCUCCGCGGCAGCAGCAAUCAAGCAAUUUCAGUGCCUGAGGCGUCUGACAACCAGAUCCAGAAUGCUGAAACCAGAAUGGAUCCUCCAGGUCAUCUGAGACAGUGUCAGUGUGUCCUCCCUGCUCUCCCUCCUUUGUGGUCCUCUCGUCCCCGAGCCUCGUACCACGGGGAACCGUCUGCCUCCUCCUGUCCUGGCAGCAGCCCCCCUGUAACGGCGUAGAGGUGGAUUAGCGACCCUGUAAAUAUGCCUGGAUGGAGGUCUCAGUGCCGUCUCGUCCUGCUGAACUCCCUGACCUGCGGCCUGGAGAUCUGCGUGGCAGCUGGGAUCACAUACGUGCCCCCCCUGCUGCUGGAGGCUGGGGUAGAGGAGCAAUACAUGACCAUGGUGCUAGGUAUCGGCCCAGUGUUAGGUCUCAUCUUCAUCCCUGUGAUUGGCUCAGCCAGUGACCACUGCAACAGCAGCUAUGGCCGCCGUCGGCCCUUCAUCUGGCUGCUGUCCCUGGGUGUCCUCCUAGCCCUCCUCAUCAUCCCCCAUGCCGACCUGCUGGCUGCCUACUUCACCUGGGGCGGACGCACCCUAGAAGUGGCCUUCCUCAUCCUCGGUGUGGGCCUGCUUGACUUCUGUGGCCAGGUGUGCUUCACGCCUCUAGAGGCGCUCCUCUCGGACCUGUACCGCGACGAGGAGGACUGCAACCAGGCCUUCGCCAUGUUCUCCUUUAUGGUUAGCCUCGGGGGCUGUGUGGGCUACCUGCUGCCUGCGCUGGACUGGAGCCGGGGCCUGCUGUCCGUCUACCUGGGCGGCCAGGCAGAGUGCCUCUUCUUCAUGCUCAUCCUCAUCUUCGUGAUCAGCGUGCUGAUCACCAUGAAGGUGUCGGAGGAGCCACCGUGUGCUGGUGUGGCGGCCCUGGAGCCAGCUCCUCUCCUGGAGGCGGGCCGCUGCGGCAUUCCACGCUCCUGCUGCUACCUGCUCAAAUGCAAAUUGCGGCUGCUCAAGUCGGGGCCGCUGCUGUGCCUGCUGAGGACGUUCUGGUCCAUGACGCCAGCCAUCUACCGCAGCUACUGCCACGUGCCCCAGGUAAUGAGGCAGCUGUGCGUGGCCCAGCUCUGCAGCUGGAUGGCCGUCAUGUCCUUUAUGCUCUUCUACACAGACUUUGUGGGGGAGGGGCUGUACGAGGGCGUGCCCAGUGCCGCUCCCGGAACCGCCUCCAGGCAGCGCUACGACGACGGCAUCCGUAUGGGCAGCCUGGGCCUGUUCCUGCAGUGUGCUACCUCUACUGUCUUCUCCCUGCUCAUGAGCCGACUGGUCCGCCAUUUUGGCUCGCGCCGGGUCUACCUGAGCAGCAUGGUGAGCUUCACCAUCUCUGCCCUGGUCAUCUGUAUGUCCAAGAGUGUGGUCCUGGUCACCGUGAUGUCGGCUCUGACCGGCUUUGCCUAUGCCACGCUGCAGACGCUGCCGUACACCCUCACCUGCCACUACCACAAGGAAAUGGAGGUUUACAUGCCAAAAAAGAAAACAAAAAACUUGCUUAAGUACGGGAUUGUGAUCAUGCAGGACUCGAUCACGCAUUUGACACCCGUGGCUGAGGAGGGGGGACUGGCCCACAAACUGGGGGGCAACAACGGGCAUGCCUUCUUCAGCCAAGACGGUUCAGACUACUACCCCCCUCCCCACGGCCAGAAUGGGUCGUCCCACAAAGCCACGGGCCCCGAGCAGGAUGAGCCAGAGGGCUACGAGAAGCGCGGCGUAGGGUUGGACUUUGCCAUCCUGGAUAGCACCUUCCUCCUCUCUCAGGUCUUUCCCACUCUCUUCAUGGGCAUGAUCGUUCAGUUCACAAAGUCUGUCACUGCCUAUAUGGCCUCCUCCGCCAUCUUUGGCAUCAUCGCCAUCUAUCUGGCCAACCACAUCAUCUUUGACCAAAAGGACCUCAAGAGCUGAAAGAACCAGGAACCAAGAGUGAAGGAAUGCACCCCUGGCUGCACUACCACUCCCUGCGCUUGCAACGCUCCAGUGUCUUCGCUGACCGUUGCCAUGGCAUUACCAAUGGAUUGCAAUGAGGCAGCCCGUUUAUACGUUUGUGUGUAUGUGUGCGGCAGGAAUGAAAGGAAAAUG
This is a messenger RNA of Oncorhynchus mykiss (rainbow trout), 2217 nucleotides long. RefSeq names its product solute carrier family 45 member 3. Gene Ontology annotation, biological process: transmembrane transport. The record is from RefSeq and is a predicted model, not a curated record. Gene Ontology annotation, molecular function: sucrose:proton symporter activity. Gene Ontology annotation, cellular component: membrane. Lineage: Eukaryota; Metazoa; Chordata; Actinopteri; Salmoniformes; Salmonidae.